This is a messenger RNA of Colletotrichum phormii, 1020 nucleotides long. RefSeq lists its product as uncharacterized. The record is from RefSeq and is a predicted model, not a curated record. Lineage: Eukaryota; Fungi; Ascomycota; Sordariomycetes; Glomerellales; Glomerellaceae. The transcript is spliced from 8 exons. Bases 1 to 1020 code for a protein of 339 amino acids. Gene Ontology annotation, molecular function: FAD binding; oxidoreductase activity.
AUGGCUACUAUGCGUUCUAUCUGUCCCUGGUUCCCGCUGGUAAUAGUAAUAGGCACAGGCCCAACAGGCCUCCUCCUCUCCCUCCUCCUCGCCAAACACUCAAUCCCCGUCCUCACCCUCGACAAAUCAACCUCCCUCUGCCCCCUCCCGCGCGCAACCCACUACGGCCCCCCGCCAACCACUAGGCUCGGGACGGACAACCCGGACCGGAUUUCUUGUCUGCCGCUGAAUCAGCUGUGUAAGCUUGCGCUGGAGGACUUGGAGCGGGAGCCGGGGGCGGAGGUGAGGUGGGGGCGUGAGGCGGUUGUGAAGAUGAGGACGGAGGACGGGGUGGAGGAGUUUAUUAUCCGGAGAGAGUUGUUUGGGGAUGAGUUUCCUGGGUAUACGUGGGAUUUGCAAAUCAUUGCUACAAACGUGAACUCCAACUUUGUCAUCUACCCAACAGACUACUUCAUGGCCGCCAAAAUCCAAGACGACGGCCUCUGGCGCGUCAGCUACGGCGAGGUCCCCGGCCUCAGCCACGACGAGUACCGCCGCCGCCAGCCCGCAAAAUACGAGACCAUGCUUCCUGGGAACCCGAAGCCGGACGACUACCGAAUUGUCAACCUUAGUCCGUACAAGGUACACCAGCGUCUCGCGCCGCGGAUGCGCGUGGGUAGGUUCAUCUUGGCUGGGGACGCUGCGCACUUGUGUAACCCGUUCGGCGGCAUGGGCCUCACAGGUGGUCUCGUCGACGUCGGCGACCUCUUCGACUGCCUAGCAGGCAUCCACGACGGCCGAGCCGACGACGACAUCCUCGACAAGUACGACCACUACCGACGAGAAAAGUACAACCAGUUCACGAACCCGAUCUCCGAGGCAAACCUCAAGAGAAUGGCGUCGGACCCGGACGAGGUCGAGGCCAACGACCCGGGGAUCGUAGCCAUGCGCGAGGCGGAUAAGACUGACGAGGCUGCCGUCGCGUUUCAGCUGGGUGUGUUGGGGCUGGCUCAUGAUAUGACACAGUAUUACAAGAAGUAG